Molecule: messenger RNA, 2135 nt
Organism: Schistosoma haematobium
Lineage: Eukaryota; Metazoa; Platyhelminthes; Trematoda; Strigeidida; Schistosomatidae
Gene: ATP5D
Product: ATP synthase subunit delta, mitochondrial
Exons: 4
Coding region: 279-764 (161 amino acids)
Biological process (GO): proton motive force-driven ATP synthesis
Molecular function (GO): proton-transporting ATP synthase activity, rotational mechanism
Source: RefSeq, a predicted model, not a curated record
UGUUACUCGGAGUGGUGAUAUCCGCAUAUUCAAUUGGCCUAUUCAAGAGAAGACUAGACACUCACGAAAGGAUACUAGAAAAGGAAUAACAUAGGCCGUAGGCCUUCUGUCCUUAAUACACAAACUGAAUACAUUACACUGUAAUUUACUAAUAUUUCUCUUGAUCCACUGUACUAGAUACAAAAUUCCUCUAAGUGAAAUCUUUUUCUGUUGUCCAUGCCCAUUUCAAACAAUUGGAUAAUGAUUGGUUAUUGAGGAGGAUUUUUGCAGCGCGCCAAAUGCUGUUCAGAAGGGUUGCCAUAUUUCGACUUCCAAGUCAACUACGGAGUAUUCGAACUUCGACACAGUGUUUGACAGAACUCAAGCUUACGUUCGCUUCAUCAGCCCAAGCCUUUUACAACAAUGUCGCGGUAAAGCAAGUUGACGUUCCCACUUUAAAUGGUCGUUUCGGUGUUUUGGCUGAACAUGUCCCCACAGUGGGUUGUCUAAAACCCGGUAUUGUGGCAGUCACUGAAAAUGACGGAAGUGUAAAAAAGUAUUUCGUUAGUAGCGGUAUUGUAACUGUCAAUAGUGACUCAUCUAUUCAAGUUCUUGCCGAAGAAGCAGCUUCACUUGACCAGUUGGACCCACACGCUGUUAAAGAUGGAAUGUCUAGGGCACAAUCCGAGUUGUCAAGCGCUACUACAGAACUUGGGAAGACAGAGGCUCAAAUCGCCGUUGAAGUAUUCGAAGAAAUGUCUCGUGCUCUUCAGGAACAAAGUUAAUUUAUUAUUUGUACCACCAAGUUUGUUAGACUGAAUAAUUGUAGCUACAUUACUGUACAUCUUUUCUUGAGUCUGUUAUGCUUCGGAGCCGUAAUAUGUUUUAACUAGACGUUGCUGUUCUUUUCCAAUCAUACUUUAUGUUAUUGUGAUUUAGGAGUUGUGGGAUGUGCUAACAGGUUUUUUGCAUUGCUUGAGACGAGUGACGUCAAAGCUCUGACUGUCGAUGAAUUCGAACCCUAACCGACCAUUAUUGAAGUGCACUGAAUUUAAGCUAUAUUGUAGUAAUUUUAUUAUGUAUAUCGAAUAUCUCGUUUUGUAUAUUUUAGUUUCUUGUAGUCAUUCAGAAGUAUUCAAGCAAUGUUUUAUAUUUCCGAAUUCUAGGAAAAUAAUAGGGUUAUAAACUGCUUUGAUGGCAAGUGAGCAAAAGUAUGGAUUGUUAUUGGGCAUGAUUAGUUAACUAAUAAGUAUGAUUUACCUAGAUUUACAGCUUUCUAGUGAUCAAGUGGAAUCGCCUAACAAUUUAGGAAGCCCAGUUUAAGAGUAUUCCUAUGAUAGUUCAGAAGUUCAUGCUUCAAGUAGAUUAAGACGUUUGGGUGACAUCAGAACAAAAAGAACACAAGAGUUAGUUUGCACAAUCAGGAAAUAUGUAGGUAAAAAUUACAUAAAUGAGAAUCACGACUUAAUAUGUGUGAUAAAUAGGCUUUUUUCGUAAAACGAAAAUAAUAAAAGUUGUUUUAAGAUGAGAGCUUCGUGUUUUAUAUUCGCGACUAUUCUGUAACCUUACAAAUUGUCUAUUCGACGAACUGUAUCAGAAAUAUCGGCUAUGAUGUUUAUGCACCGCUAAAACAGGUUUUUAAAUUUUGACCUCUUAAUGGUGAUCCACCCAUCGCAAGAUCUGAAUGUCCUGAAUCAGAUCUAUUUUUUAAGUAUAGAUUUCAUAAAUUGUGUGCUAUUAGUUAUCAGAAUAGAUCUAUAAUAGUACCUCAAUCUAUGAAAAAUUGUACGUAUGAGUACCAAGGUUGGACUUGGUAGUUUCAAAUAAAUUGGACAUUGGAUAGAAAGUUAAUAAAUAUAUUUUUUUGUCGUUUCCCAAUGAGAAAUAUAUUUAUUAUUAAAUUACAGAGUUUUUGAACUGAUAUAUAAAGUGAUUUGACUUUCAGUUACUAUAAUAAGAACGAAGGUAUAGAAACAAUACCAACUAUCAGAUAUUUUUGCUGACAAAAAGCUGAUUUAUCGUAUUUUGUGGAUAGGUAAUUGAUUCUUCGUCACUAAAGUGUUAGGAAACGGAUCAUGCAAAGUCGUGGUUGUCAUCUUUCAUCAGACUAGCAACAUAUUUCAUAUCUUAAUCAAAUCUCAUGUGAUAAAUCCUUG